Puntigrus tetrazona (Sumatra barb) is the source of this 2573-nucleotide messenger RNA. RefSeq names its product N-ethylmaleimide-sensitive factor attachment protein, gamma b (gene napgb). The coding region runs from base 151 to 1086 and encodes 311 amino acids. The transcript is spliced from 12 exons. Gene Ontology annotation, molecular function: soluble NSF attachment protein activity; syntaxin binding. The record is from RefSeq and is a predicted model, not a curated record. NCBI's taxonomy places the organism in Eukaryota, Metazoa, Chordata, Actinopteri, Cypriniformes, Cyprinidae. Gene Ontology annotation, cellular component: SNARE complex; vacuolar membrane. Gene Ontology annotation, biological process: intracellular protein transport.
CGGGCUCCCGUAGAAAAACACCGUGACGUAGAUGAGCUGUUGAAGAAAAUCAGGAUAAUCUACGUAACAGUCCAUCCUCAUCCUCAUCCUCCCUCUCCCUCCCGAGCAGCGCGUCGGUCCGAGUCCUCUUCAUCCGCGAAACCGAGAGCCAUGGCCGCGCAGAAGAUCAACGAGGCGCACGAGCACAUCGCCAAAGCCGAGAAAUGCUUGAAGACAAGCAUGACCAAGUGGAAACCUGAUUAUGAUGGAGCCGCUUCAGAGAUGGCGAAAGCAGCUGUGGCUUUCAAAAACGCCAAACAGUUUGAGCAAGCCAAGGACGCGUACCUGAAGGAGGCCGAGUACCACACAGACAACAAAGCGCUCUUCCAUGCGGCAAAAGCGUAUGAACAGGCCGGCAUGAUGCUGAAGGACAUGAAGAAGAUGCCUGAGGCCAUUCAGCUGAUCGAGAAGGCCAGCAUCAUGUACGUGGAGAACGGGACGUCUGGAACCGCUGGGAUGGCUUUGGACAGAGCUGGGAAACUCAUCGAGCCGAUUGAUCUGGAGAAAGCCGUGGACUUGUAUCAGAAGGCCGCUUCUGUGUUUGAGAAUGAAGAUCGUCUCAGGCAGGCCGCAGAGCUUCUGGGAAAAGCCUCCAGGCUUCUGGUGAGACUGCGCAGGCUGGACGAGGCCGCUGUAUCCCUUCAGAAAGAGAAGAACAUGUACAAAGAAAUUGAGAACUACCCCACCUGCUUUAAGAAAACCAUCGCUCAAGUGCUGGUUCAUCUCCACAGAGGUGACUUUGUGGCGGCGGACAAGUGUGUGAGAGAAAGCUACAGUCUCCCAGGGUUCAGUGGGAGCGAGGACUGCGUUUCCAUGGAGACGUUACUGGCGGCGUACGACGAGCAGGACGAGGACGGGGUGUCACGCGUCUGUAACUCACCUUUACUGAAGUACAUGGACAACGACUACGCCAAGCUGGCGAUCUCUCUGAAGGUUCCCGGCGGAGGCGGCGGGAAGAAGAAGAAACCUCCUGCAGCUCCUCAAGGUGGCAGCGCCGGGCCGCCGCCGGCCGAGGAAGACGAUGAUUACGAGGGAGGUUUGUGUUAACUGAGACGGGCCCGACUCCUCCGUGCGUGUGUGUGUGUGUGUGUGUGUGUGAAGGAGCCUUUCAGUGUUUCCUCCCUUUGUGCAGUGGAGUCAUUCCUGAGGAAUUUUCCUGUUUGUCCCGCCUCUAGGAGCGUUUACUCCUCCUCAGACACACAGAAAACCCUACACACACAUAUUUAACGCCGAAGAGGUUUGUUUCUUUGCUACGAGCUGCACCGAAUGCGAUAGAGCGCUGAAGCGAGGAUGUGUUUUUGUAGUUUAUUUGACGUUUUCCAUCUGAUUUUAGAUUGUUGUUAAAAAAAAUAUUGUUCAUCGUGAUAAUCGUAACUUUUUUUUCAAGCCUAUAUACAGUUGACAGAAGUAAAAAAAGCUUAAAUAAGCAGUAAAUGAACUACACUGUGGUCACAUCGGCAUCACCACCAAGAAGCUUUAACUCUUUUAUUUUUCUCUUGAAAACAUUUUCUCUGAAAGUUUGAGAUUGGAUGCUUUUCAAGAGCGUGAUUAUAAACAAAAAAGCAGUGCCAGCGACUAAUAAGUAGAUGAGUUAAACCCUUUGGCAAAGAGGUGGUUGACUAAAACCUAAAAUCACUUCAUUCCUUGAAAAAAAAAAAUAAUAAAAUAAAAUAAAUUAAGAUUUUAAAUGAAAUAAAAUGUAAAAAAAAUUACUUUGCUAGUUGGCAAUGCAAGAUUUUUCAUUUUUAUUUAGUUGAAUUUAAUGUACUAAAAUUAUUUUAGAUUAAAACCUGAGAAACUUUAUUAGAGUGAAAGCAGAAAAUAGGACAGAACUAAUAUUGACAAAACUAUAUAUAUACCAGUGUUGAGGAAAAUUACUUAAAAAAGUGGUGCAUUACAAUAUUGUGUUCUUAAGUAAUUCAUAGCGUGAUUUUUGUGUUACUUUGUCACCUAGGCUGAACUAAAAAUAUCUUGCGUUAAACCUCAAACCUUAUUUCAGUCAUUUAACAAAAAUCAGGAAGAUGAAAUGAUUAUGACCCACAGAAAUGCUCAUUUCCAAAAAUCUGUCCUCCUUUCAGCACGCCAGUGAUUUCAGUGUUUUCAGUCAAGUUACUAACAUUCGUCUUCCAUUGGUCAAUCAGAUAGUCCCGCCCCAAAACUCACACCAUUGGUUGAGCCUGUAAAUUAUAAGCGCUGGGCAUUUUUGAUGUGUGUGUGUGUGUGUGUGUGUGUGUGUGAGAGAGAAAUCAUAUUACUGGAUAAAUUCCGUUUGUAAAUGUCUUUUAAUUUGAAAAGGAAAUGUGUAGUUGUGUACAGAAUGUAUUUAUUUUUCUUUGUGAACAGUCUGUGAUGUCCAAGUGAUGUUAAAUCAGUUAUGAAAUUUGUAAAAUACUACAAUAUUAUGUACAGUAAAGUGUUGUUGAAAUAUAAAUGUGUGUGUGGAGUGAGGCGUCAUGCGGCGUUUCCAAAUACACAACCUGACAGACAUAAAGAUGCAAAAAUGACCUAAUAAAAAUCACAAUCUAUACACUGUC